GAUCUCUCUCUAUCGGUCAGGAGGACGUUAGUGGGACGUUUCUCCCUCCAUCCCCUCCAUGUGAUUCAGUCGCUCCUUCCCAUCAUGGUGUGAACGGCAGCUGCUUCACCCUCCGCAAACCACCAACCCCCCCAUCUACUCCUCCUCUUUCUCUCUACGUGCGCGCGUGUGUGUGUGUAAGUGAGCGUGUGUGUUUGUGUGUGUGUGUGCAGGAAGACGAAGCGGCAGGCAGGAGGAGGCACCAAGGACGUCCUUUUUCCAGCCCUGGGAGCCGGAGAUGCGAGGGACGAGCAGUUAGAUUAGCCUGUGCUGCUGUUGCCUGCUGCAGGAUAACUUUGGUUCCAGAGGGUGCUGCAGCCGCAAGCUCUGCUCUCCUCAUCCUUGGCUUGGUGUGUGAGGAGGAUUUCAGCCAGUCGCCGGACGGAGAUCUGGCUACAAAGGACUUCUACUUUUCUGUUACUAUUGAAUGUAACAUCGCUCAGACAAGGAAGGCAAGGAAUUAAAAGCCAUCAUCAUGAAUUUCGUUAUGAAACAAGCGUUGGGAGGGGCCACCAAAGACAUGGGCAAGAUGCUUGGUGGGGAGGAGGAGAAGGAUCCCGAUGCUGCGAAAAAAGAGGAAGAAAGACAAGAGGCGCUGAGGCAACAGGAGGAGGAGAGGAAGGCCAAAUAUGCAAAAAUGGAAGCAGAGAGAGAAAACAUCCGACAGGGCAUCAGAGAUAAGUAUGGCAUCAAGAAGAAGGAGGAGAAAGAGGCCGAGGCAGCGGCUGCUAUGGAGCAGGCCUCCGAGGGCAGCCUCACCCGUCCAAAGAAGGCGGUUCCCACCGGCUGCGGCGACGAGGAAGAAGAGGAGAGCAUCGUGGAUACGGUCAUGAAAUUCAUCCCGACCCCGCUCAUGGAUAUGUUCAAUAAAAAGUAACAGUGUUUUGGGUGAAAUAUGAUUAACUUCAUCUAACCAAGACUACUGCCGUACCGCCCUGCCCUGCCCAAACCUGCAGUCACACUUUUCUCCACCCUCCCACUCCUUCAACACAACUUCUAAGUGUCCUGGAGUUGAGCAAUGUGCCAUGACUUUGCCCUUGGUUUAAAAUAUCUGAUGGUGAUACGUACUUCUUAAUCUCUCAUACAGAGCAUCUUCCUUGAUAUCUAUCUCUAUUUUCAAAGUAUGUAACACCUACACAGAUCUUUACUUCAAGGCAAGUCUUAUGCCAUGUUUUCAAAAUGUCAGGCACUUAGAAUAAGAUCAGAUAUCACCCAUCAUCCACCCUUUUUGUUUGUAAAUAGCCUCGGGUUAUAAAAAAGAGAACUAUAUAUGAGUGAAAUAUGACAUAUAACAAGAUGACUAAGAGUAUAAGCCAUAUUUUUAACUUUUAAGAAAUUAUCCAAAUCAUAUCAAAAUUUGAUUAAAUUUUCCUGUUCUGUUCUUGCUAAUAUUUGAUACAUACAGUGUAUAUAAAUACUUACAUUUUUAUUAGUUCUCCGCUGUGAGGAUUCACCCCUGUUCACCCUGUCUUUCAUGUUCUCAUUGGUUUAUCGUGAAUGUGUAAUAUGAGCACUGGUACAGUGGAAACAACUCCUGUAAGACCAGAAAGUGAAGGAAAUUCAUUUGAAAUGAGAAUUUUCUUUGUUUUGUUUUGUCUGGUUUCCUUUUUUAAAGCAUGCAGUAAACUUUUGUGAAGUAAAGUACACACAUGGAAACCAUUUCAUUUGUUACGAUGAAGCGAAAUACAUUGAUAUUUGAGGCAAUAACUGGUUUUCCAUUUUUAUUUGAUUGACAUCUCGUCCACCAUGUGCAUUAGGCGACAAUUGACUUUGUGUCUGAAAUGUUCUUCCAUGGGGAAAACUAUAAACGUUCUCCAUACAUGAAGUUUGUCUCAAAGCAGUUAAGUAAAAUUCUUACUCUAAAUUUACUUGCUCUACAUGUUUGUGGUUUGAACAUUCAGUUUUAAUGUCCUGUGGCAGGUGUCGCUCGCUCUGCUUCUGCAGUAGGACGUGUAAAUCUUAGACCAGGCUAGUUAUUUUUAUGUUGACAUCUCCAUCAAAUUUUUUGUAGAAAAAAAGAAACUUCACAAACGCAACUAUGUUGUGAACACACUAUAUGUGAACAGACAGUGACAAUAGUGCAAUAUAUUGUUCUAAAUGAAGUUGUCCUGUGUCCGUUGGUUAAACUGAUGGGAGUGAAGUCCCAAAUCAGCAAUAACAGACAAUCUUCAUUGUUGUGUGUUUAAAUUUACUCCUUAAUGUGUUAGUCGACAUUAAAGGCACGGAUGUGUCUGCAUAGUGACAGUAAAGCCUUUGUAGGUCAGACAUGUUUCAUCAAAAAAAGAGAAAAGGGGGGACGGUGGGACGAUUUGUUUUGUGUCGUAAAAAAUGUUCAGUCACAUGAUACAUAAUCAUGAGCACUUGCAGGAUUUGUGUUUGAAAUGACAAAACUAAAAGGCAAAUCAAACUGCAGGUUUUAAAAGGCAGACUUUAACAAUACAUGAAGAAAAAGGUCCACACGUGUUUGGAUAUUUUUGAAAACAGAUGAUUUUCUUGCACCUUUCUGUGUUUACAAAAUUUCUCUGUCCACACUGAAACAACCUCAGUCGCUCGCCAAGUCCAUUCCACAAGCUCUCCUACCUUUUUAAUCUAAUAAACUGGCAAAAUAUAAAAGGAAAUUUUAUUAUACCUUUAUUAAACAGAAAAAUACAACUAUACACCUUCUAAAUUCAAGUUUCUCUUUUUUACUGAAUUAAUGUUAAUUACCUUGUUGACUCAUUGUAAAACUCUGUGUUUCUGUUGUUCCAACAAUCACCAAUUUGGUUUUGAUGGAAAAUUCUAAUUAUUCAUGGACUUAGAUGUGAAAUUAUGCUGGCUCUACAUGCUGCAGACCACAAAAUCAACAAAAUAAAAUGACAUCCAUUUUACACUCCCACACGAAUCCAAAGUGAUGGAGUUUUGAAAAUCUGCACCUUAGAAGGCAUUUUCCAAAACCUUAGUGACCUAAAACUCAAAGAAAAUUUCCAUUUUCAAAAAUAUCCAUAUAUGUGUAAAGAGGACCUACAAAGCCCUGAGUGAAAUCUCCAUGACCAAUACAACAGAAAAUGUUUACCUGCUCUAGAGUCCAGUCUGUCCUGCUGGUAAAUGUAAUGGCACAAACAUAAAGGGGGUCAUAUGAGGAUAAAAUCACAUUUUUCUCCAUAUGCCUUGUUUUUUUAUUUCUCCGUCAUUCCACAGUGUCUUGUUAAAACAUUCCAGAUAUUUCAGACAUUCCACCAGACUUGUGCUGGUAACACACAAACUUAGAUAUUUACAGCCGGCCUCAGCCGAUGCCUUCUUUAGCCUACAAUUACACCAUGGUGAAACUUCAAUUUGAUGUUGUUAUAACCUGAAAAUAGAGACUAGAAUGAAUUGAAUAUACAUAUGAAGAUUAGUGACUUGAACAAGUAGGCUAAAAGUUACAUUAGCUGCCAUGUACAGAAAAAAAAAAUCCCACAUGAAGUUUACGGGAAAGCAUAAAUGUGCUUUUAGCAGAAAUCAGUUGAAUCUUGUGAUACAAUUUUGUUAGAAAACAUUUUUGUGAUUCACAUGAGCACAGUAGCUGUAGGCGUGAUUAAGGUUUCUAAAACCAGCUUUUUCGCCACGUUGCCACUGUUUUUAUUGAGCUAGCUGAACAUGAAAUAAGGCUAAUUCCGAACUCGUGCAUUCCUGUGGCAUAGAUGAGGGAAAUUUAGCUUUUUUGGCUUUGUGAGCUUUGUAAUCAUGUUGAACAUAUAUAUAUUAAAAAAACAUACAACGGCACAGUGUGGCCUCCUGUAGAGCACAUUUAUUGAGCUUUCUGUGAUUUUAUUGUACUUGUAAACUGCCUUUGCUAGCCGUUCAUGUGUUAGCAAAUUGUUAGCAACUGAUUGUUGUUUACAGUUAGUAUCCACAACACUCCCAUCCAUUAACAGAGCAGUUAUCCAAUCAAACCAAAGAAUAGUGCUGGUAGUAGUAGGUUUAGUCAAGAGUUUUCAUUCUAUUUAUUUAGUGCAUCGUACUUAUUUUGAAAUUCUCAGGUAUUUUAACUUUGAGUUUUACUAGAGGUUUGAACCAUAACUAGCCUUCUCUUAGCGUAAUUAGCCUUCUCUGCUAAAAAUUGAACAAUUCCAUUGCUAAGGGCCUAGCCAGCCUACUCCAACUUUUAUUUAUGAAUGACAUAUCUCUUGUUUGGCCUAAGAAUAUUCCAGAAAGCUAUGAUUACUGCCCAGUCAACCCAAGUAGAGGACUUUCCCAGCGACAAAACCUUAGUAAACAUUGUCAAUGUGUGAAGUUCUUCAGAGCACCAGUCUCCAAACUGGUGUUCUGAAAUCACAUCACCUCAUGCAUCUCAUCCACCAGCACCAUCAUAAACCAUUUAUCAAUAUCUUGUAUAUGCUGAUUGAUUGCGCUCUAAAUGGCUUAUUGACCACUGCCCAAACCAACUGCCCAAGUCAUGCGUAAUCAAUAUUUAGUCGUCCAGUAGACUCCUUGUCUGAAAUCCAUUCCAGUGUUCAGUCGCUCAUUUGUGCCGCUCAUACAGCCAUUAAUAUGAUUAAAAAACUGCCUGAAAAAUUUAACACUUAAAAAAAAAAAAUACUCCUUUGAUGUGACUUGAAUGUAACUGUCUGAUGUUUCUCUCUCCUUGCAUCUGUCUUUCUCUGUUCUGUACGUGUUGAGAAGAUGCUUACUCUCGUGCAGUAUUUUUCUUUCUUGUUUGUAGCUGGUCCUGUUUCUGUCCUCUGGUGGUUGGUAUUUUGAAAAAAAAAAAUUGCAUUCUUUUGUACUGCGAAAUCUUCUCACCCUUCUCCCUCCUCUCUCUCUCUAUCUCCCUAUUUGUUGACGAAAUGUAUGCAUGCUUAUGGUGUGCGAUGUAGGCAAGGUUGUUGAUAAUCGUUUCGUGUCUUCUCUGUGUUUCAAAGCUCCACCUGUUAGCCUCACUGCAUGCCAUUUUAGACAGAUAUUUCAGUCUGUAACUUUCCUGCAAAAAUGGAAUCACCGCACACUCUGAGAAUAAAGUGAUUUCAUAUAAUU
Molecule: messenger RNA, 5031 nt
Organism: Epinephelus lanceolatus (giant grouper)
Lineage: Eukaryota; Metazoa; Chordata; Actinopteri; Perciformes; Serranidae
Gene: cplx2b
Product: complexin 2b
Biological process (GO): synaptic vesicle exocytosis; neurotransmitter transport; regulation of neurotransmitter secretion
Cellular component (GO): terminal bouton; SNARE complex
Molecular function (GO): syntaxin binding
Source: RefSeq, a predicted model, not a curated record